UUCAAAACAACAUGGCGGGCUCACAUGGCAGUGUCUUUUCCUUGAAACUGGUAUUUAUUUUGAGCAUGUAGUCAUAAGCAGCUGCAGAUAAAGAUCAGAGGGGUGCUGCACAAGAUAGUGAGGAACUACACUAUGAGAAGUCUCAUAGUAAAACAUCUGCAAUUCAAAGUAAUGGUUCCAUAAAGAAGAAACCCGUAUCUCCACAAUUUGAAGAGGUCACUCUCUUUAAUCGUGUGCUGUUGGCCAACAAUCUCCAAGUACAUUCAUCAAUCAAGGGUGAUGGUAACUGCUUAUUUCGGGCGGUAGAGGCUCAAUUAAAAAAGUUGGGGAUAUUUACAAGCCACACAUAAGAAAGUCUGCGUAAAGUAGCAGUGGAAGAACUAGGAGGGCGCCAGAGCAAUUUGAAGGGAUUUUUCGAAAAUGGAAAUGUUGGAAACUACCUCCAAACGAUGAGUAAAGACGGCGAGUGGGGAGGUGAACCUGAGAUUGUAGCUUUGGCGUCUGUUCUGAAAAUAAAUAUUAACGUUGUAACUCCGUCAGAAGAUCUGGACCGCGCCAUUCUCAGUUAUGGUAAUAGUAAAGAUCCAACAAUUCUGUUGGGUUUGUAUAACGGCCAUUACUGCAGCCUAGAGCCGAUGUCCCGUGAAGAAAAAGAUGGUCCAGUACGCUUGAGCACCAAUCUUUUGACAGAUCGUGAUAUUGAUUGCCUAAGAUCCACCAAGUUCCAAGAAAAUUCCCCAUCCAAACCGUCUGAGGAGGAACAACCACGUUAUCAACAAGAAUUGGACUCUGUGACGAGACGUUUCAGCGAGGCGCGCGUGGAUUUGAAGAAUCUUGAAGCGGAAAAUGCAGGAUUGCGCCAUCACAUCAAGACGGUGGAGAUGUCCAAUUACAAGGUUCAAAAGGGCCUGAGAGAGCUUGAAAAGCUGCUCGUUCGUCACAAAGUAGUUGAAGAAGAUGGGUGUAGCGCGGAGAAAAAUGCAGUAUUGCCUUCCGAAGUCAGGACGCUGCAGACGGUGCGUAGCAAGGUUCGAGAGUUAAUUAGAGAAUCUGAAAAGUUGUUCAUUCAUACAGUUGAAGACGAUGAGGGUAGUAUGGCGAAGCCGAUAGCCUACGUAGUUCCAGUCGUUCGUCAGUGGGGUAAGAUAUCGUGGAUAGGCUUCUGUAUAAACAUUGUAAAACUCCAGUCCUUAUCCAUGUAUCUCACAGAAACUUCCUUGUCGCACAGACAUUCUUAACACCUAAAUGAAACAAUUAUCUUUUAAGCAUUGUUAAUAUGUGAAAUGUUUUUGGAGAUGCACCAAGAUAAUGAGAAAAGAAAUAAGUUGACGAACAGGGGUUGUGGAAAAUACUUGAGUCAAACACGUUUCAUUUUCUUUCUCUGAAUCAAUUUCGUUUCAUAUAAGUUCAGAUAAAUUUAGAAAGCAUCUACGGAAAUUUUGUGUGAAAUUUGGUUGAAACCGUUAUUGUAUCCGCACUUGUUGGAUAUCAGACUCUUUACAGCCAAUCUGGCGCUGCCCGUGGAAUCAUUUGGUUAUAGUUCCGUGAUCCUUUCUCAAUGUCGCCAAGCCGCCGUUCUAUCUCUGAAAUUGAAAAUGUGAUGAUUUCUAAACAUAGUUCGCCAAUCUGGGGGUUUCAAGUUUCCUGUUUCCAAGAAGAUAAAAGUUAAGCACCCUGCAUACCUAAUCAGGAUAUCAUAUCAAUUAGAAGAUAUUAACAUCGCAUGUUAAUAAAAUCUACAGAUCCUGACAGUUCGAGUGAAUGGGACUCUGCCUCCUCAGAGGCAUCAGAAUAUCAUAGUGCACAAUAACAACAUCGAAUAUCAUUGCGCCUUUCAUUCAAGAGAAAGAGCGCGGAAAUUCCCUUUCUUUUGUGCCUGACUUGUCAAAUGUUAGAAUUGUUGUAGAGCGUUUCCAAGGCUCGAUAUUUCAAGCAUUUUUAGGUUUACCUUUUGUUUUAUUAAGUCUCGCCUUUUUGCCCCUACGUGCUAUUUU
Stylophora pistillata is the source of this 1994-nucleotide messenger RNA. RefSeq lists its product as uncharacterized. The record is from RefSeq and is a predicted model, not a curated record. Lineage: Eukaryota; Metazoa; Cnidaria; Anthozoa; Scleractinia; Pocilloporidae.